GAGUUGUAAUGUAAUAUGGGAACAAUUCUUUUCCUUUUCCUUUUCCUUUCUCUUUCUCCUUCCUCCUUCUUCUUCCCUCCUCUCUCUCUUAUUUCUUUUGAAAUGAGUAGAACUGAGCUAUGAUUUAUGAAUAAAUAAGCUGCAUUGUGAUGGAGAAGGCAGCCAACCAAAGUCUUGUUGGUUGCAAACCCUUGACGACAUUCGUCCAGACCGACACGACCACAUUCCGAGAGGUCGUGCAGCGCCUGACCGGGCCAUCCGAGAGCCAUACACCGCCAUCGAAGGCGGCGGGAUCAUCAAAGAGGCCAAUCGCAACCUCCAAGCUCCAUGAAAGGAGGCACUUGACAAGACCAAAGCUGCAAAUUGUGAAACCAGCAGCUUCCCAUUUCUUCAAGCCAACUAGCUGUAUUUCAUCGGAGCAUCCGAGCUGCACUUCGAGCCCGCUCGGUACUCCGUCGAAGAUCUUGUCGAAGCUGUCGAUCGGGGACGGGGAGAAGGAACUGAAUGCCAUGGAAGAAGAGAAGGCAAUCAAAGAAAGAAGAUUUUAUUUGCAUCCAUCUCCAAGAUCAAUGCCUGGGUAUGCCCAGCCAGAGUUGCUUACAUUAUUUCCUUUGGAAUCUCCAAAAACAAGUCAGAAACCGUCAAAUUAGACAAGAGAGAGAGUUUCCAUCUUAAUUAUUGAUUUAGAUUCAUUUGGCCCAGAAAGCUUCUCCCUCCUUUCUUCCUCAUUUUUCUCCUUAUUUGUGCAUAGGGCUUAGAAUGGAGGAACUGUCGAUUGUAGAGCACCUAAGAAAUCAAAAGACAGAAUUUUUUUUUUAGAAUUUACGAAAUGAAGGAAUGGAAUUGCACACAUUAUCUAUUAA
Molecule: messenger RNA, 863 nt
Organism: Momordica charantia (bitter melon)
Lineage: Eukaryota; Viridiplantae; Streptophyta; Magnoliopsida; Cucurbitales; Cucurbitaceae
Product: VQ motif-containing protein
Source: RefSeq, a predicted model, not a curated record